Messenger RNA from Macadamia integrifolia, 883 nucleotides. RefSeq names its product ESCRT-related protein CHMP1B-like. The record is from RefSeq and is a predicted model, not a curated record. Gene Ontology annotation, cellular component: ESCRT III complex; multivesicular body. Bases 133 to 765 code for a protein of 210 amino acids. Lineage: Eukaryota; Viridiplantae; Streptophyta; Magnoliopsida; Proteales; Proteaceae. The transcript has a single exon. Gene Ontology annotation, biological process: late endosome to vacuole transport; protein transport; endosome transport via multivesicular body sorting pathway.
UCAAAUCCCACACCAGAUUCCAUCUCUGUUUACUAACCCGGAAUUUGUUCAUCUUUGAAACCCUUCCUCAUUUCCUUCCUCAUCAACGCCCAAUUUCGAUUACAAUUUCUGAUUUGAUUUGGGUUUUCAAAAAUGGGGAAGGAGAAGCUAAUGGAUCAGAUCUUCAACAUGAAGCUUACAUCCAAAUCACUGGUAAGGCAAGCAAAAAAGUGUGAACAAGAAGAGAAAUCCGAGAAGGCGAAAGUGAAGAAGGCAAUCGAGAAAGGAAACAUGGACGGCGCAAGGAUUUACGCGCAGAAUGCAAUUCGCAAGCGUAAUGAACAGCUCAAUUACCUGCGAUUUGCAUCACGGCUUGACUCAGUAGUUGCAAGGCUUGGGAGUCAGAACAACUUGCAGAGCGUGGAGAAGUCAAUGAGCGGAAUUGUGAAAUCUCUUGAAGGGGUAUUGACGAUUGGGAAGAUGGAGAAGAUCUCACAGACUAUGGAUAGGUUUGAGAAGGUGUUUGUGAAUAUGGUGGUGCAGGGGAGCUUCACUGAGAAGGCAAUGGCAGGGACUACAUCUUUGUCCAUACCAGAAGGAGAGGUGGGUUCUUUGAUGCAACAGGUGGUUGAUGAUUAUGGGUUGGAGGUGUCCUUGAAGCUCCCUCAAGCUAGGACUAUUAGUAAUCAACAGGCUCUGGGAUUGGUGCCCAAGGAGAAAGGGACUAUGAUCUCUCUUUCUGAAGAGUUGAGUAGAAGAUUGGCUGAUCUGAAGUCAAAAGGGUAGUCUUUGUUAGUUUCUUCUCUUUCUUCUUCUGGUUCAUGAUCUGGUUUGGUUAGGUUAGGGCUUUGAGUACAUUCUCUUUCGGUUUUGGCUAUUACAUUGAGAGUUGGUGACUUGGAGA